CGUUGCAAUGACGUCUUCCGGCACGGUGUCGCUGUUUGAAUUGAAACACGAGUUAAAUGCGUUUAAAAUACUCACGACAGAUCCUAGUGACCUGAAAUAAAGUUUUGCUAUUUAUCACGUUAGACUUAAACACCUUUUGGAUAUCUUUAAUCGGCAAACGCUAUGGAUAACUGUGCGGUUUUCACCUACACUGACGAGGAUUUCGUAAAUGUUUCGAGUAAGUCCAGGUUUGACAUCGCUUUGCGGUCCGGAUGGACGGAGAAAAUGAACUCCGGGCUGUUCCGAUACCACCUGGGUGACCUGGAUACGCGGAUCCUUCCCGGUCCGUGUGGCUUCGUGGCUCAGCUGAACAUCCUGAGAGGCGUCGAGCGACGAAAACCGCAGGAGAUCGUCAGCAUCCGACAGAACUUCGAUCCGAAUCAGUUUAAUUUCAACAAGAUCAACCCGAAAGAGCUUCUGUUUGAACUACAGAAAGUUAUCACUGAAAGCGACCAAAAUGGCAGAAAUAAAAAGUGCAAAAUCAUUAUCAACGUCAGCCCUUUAGAAUUCGGCCACUGUCUGCUCGUUCCCGAACCGGACCGUUGUCACCCGCAAAUACUGACCCCAUUGGCGGUCCAAAUAGGCAUCGAGACCGUUCUGCUAAGUGCUGAUCCAGGUUUCAGAGUUGGGUUCAAUAGCCUGGGUGGAUUUGCUUCUGUAAACCAUCUACAUCUCCAUGGUUACUAUCUCGACCACCAAAUGAGGCUUGAAAGCUCCCCAGCAGAACUGAUUCACCCCCAAAAUCACUUGUACCGCCUGGUCGACUUUCCAACCGGGUUUCUCUUUUACACCCAGGGUCCAGAUCUCACACUGACAGUCAACGCUGUAUGUAAACUGACUGAUAUAAUGGUUGAUAAGAACAUAGCACACAACCUCUUCAUCACCCGAGGUUGCCCUCCAAACAAGGCGGGUGACCCGUUUUCAGCCCGAAAUGGGGUGAGGGUCGUCAUUUGGCCCAGAUUGUCCUGUUUCGGGGCGAAGGAAGAGUCUGCUUUUAAUGUCGCUCUGUGUGAGCUCGCAGGUCACCUCCCUUUUAAGAACAGAAAGGACUAUGAAACAGUUACAGAGGAGGAAGUUAAAGAAAUCAUCAGGAAAUAUCUGUUGCCCGAAGAAGAAUUCAGUGAAUUGCAAAAUCAUAUCAUGAAAACGUUUUAGCCUAAAGAAUAGAUCUUGAAAUGGGGUUUACGUUGAUUUAAAAUCUUGAAUAUCCUAUAAAAACAACAUACGCAACUGCACAAUCUAUUUAAAAUGUACUGCAAUUUUUCAUAAUUAAACGUUUGUUUUUGGGGUGUUGAAAAUUAGUAAAGCUUUUUAAAAGUGACGAAGAAAAGGAUUGAAAUGUGGCAGAAUGUUUUGCUCUGAAAAUUACUUGGAUUAAAAUCUGUGGGGAAGAAUGAGA
Messenger RNA from Triplophysa dalaica, 1438 nucleotides. It is a transcript of the gene gdpgp1, whose product is annotated as GDP-D-glucose phosphorylase 1. Gene Ontology annotation, cellular component: cytoplasm. Bases 163 to 1194 code for a protein of 343 amino acids. The record is from RefSeq and is a predicted model, not a curated record. The transcript has a single exon. Gene Ontology annotation, biological process: glucose metabolic process. Lineage: Eukaryota; Metazoa; Chordata; Actinopteri; Cypriniformes; Nemacheilidae. Gene Ontology annotation, molecular function: GDP-D-glucose phosphorylase activity.